AUGUACGCCCGGUACAACCAGAUCCCCUACCCAACCCACAAGUCGCCCAUGGACGGCGACACCGCCCACCGGGACCUCGACUGGAUCGCCGCCGCCCGCACCGACCGCGUCUUCGCCCUCGCCCCCUCCCCACGCGGGCCCGUCCCCCGCGCCGCCAAGCUGCGCCUCCUGCAGACCGCCUUCUGGCCCGCCCUCGCGCGCUGGGUCGAGGCCCGCCAGGAGGUGCUCCCCGGCGGCACGCUCGUCGGCGGCUGGUGGCGCGCCGACAUGCUCGGCAUGCUCGACUGGUACCGCGACUGCCUCGGGCUCGUCCCCCGCUGGGACGACGCCGUCGCCGCCCACAGGGACGGCGUCUGGCGCGACGCCCUGCUCUCCAGCCCCUGGUUCCACUGGCCCGAGUUCUUCCACCUGCUCAAGGAGCCGGUAAGGGACGCGGAGGGCAGGCUGGUGACGGAGGAGGCGACGGGGGGCGUGUUGUAUAGGGAUAGGGACCCGAGGGGGGAGGGCAUGGAGGACGCGUUCAUGGAUGUGUGGGAGGCGGUGGCGAAUAAGAGGCCGCUGAAGAAGACGGCGAGGGGAGAGUUUAUACUGCCGCACAUGCUGCCGCCGAGAGGCGAGUGGAAGCGAAUCCAGCAGCAGCGUCGCAAGUUGAUGGCCCAGGAGGCCGCAGAGAUUGGUCCUUGCGCUUCUUGUUGA
Messenger RNA from Cordyceps fumosorosea ARSEF 2679, 696 nucleotides. RefSeq lists its product as hypothetical. The record is from RefSeq and is a predicted model, not a curated record. The transcript has a single exon. The coding region runs from base 1 to 696 and encodes 231 amino acids. Lineage: Eukaryota; Fungi; Ascomycota; Sordariomycetes; Hypocreales; Cordycipitaceae.